Molecule: messenger RNA, 8445 nt
Organism: Python bivittatus (Burmese python)
Lineage: Eukaryota; Metazoa; Chordata; Lepidosauria; Squamata; Pythonidae
Source: RefSeq, a predicted model, not a curated record
AAAACAUUGUUGUGUGAUACUAACAACACUGAAGAGUCAACAAGGUUCAGUAAAAUCUGGUCUUAGAAAAAAUUCCUGAAAUCUAAGAACUAUCAGCACUAUGGACUGGAAUGUAGGGAUGACCAAUAAGUUGCAAACACGUAGACCCUACCUGACACCACAAGUGACUUCUGCUGCUUCUGUUACUUCCCAAGCAAAUGUCUUGAUGCAGAAUUUUUGUAAUUCCUCUGGAAACAGCCAAACCACAAAUAUUCCAUCAAGCAUGAAGUAUAUCUUGGCAAAUAAAUCACAAUUUCGAAAUAACAGUGCCUCUAAAACCUUACGAUCUAUAUUUCCUAAAACAACAGUAUCUGAUUCAAGCUUUGGACUAAGCAAUAAUUUUUAUAACUUGUCUCCAUCUUCAUUUUCUGCUAGGACAGUCCAGAUGGCAGCUGAUGUUCAGAAUCCAAAUUUAUCAAGGAACAUGCACAUUUCUUCCUCUAUAGCAUUACAGGGAAAUACAGUUAAUUCCGUGCAAAACAUGCAUCAAAAGACAAAUGCAUAUAUGGCCAUGGACAGUUUCAAUAAUCAACCAUUGCAGAAUUGUUCAAAUUCUAUGAGAACUUCAGUAUAUCAGCAAGCUCCCCUAAAUGGUUCAUCUCCAAAAGGGCCCCCAACACUGAUGCCCUACUAUUACCUGAAUGGGCCUGCUACCUCCCAAGCAGAUGCUAGAGUAUCUCUUAACUCUGUAUCAGAUUAUUAUUUACCUCCUCAGCAAAAUGUCCAGUGUCCUGAUUACUCUUCAGCAAAGAAUUGUCCAAAUCCAGGUAUUCCAGUAGCUAUGCAAUCACAUUAUGCCUCUGAGCAAAUAAAUCCUUCACCAUAUGCAAUAUAUUCUCACUAUGAUAGCAGAAAUGCAGCCCAGACUACUAAUAUAAACUCUUCACUAUUGGAUCUGAUGGCUCCUCUACAAGCAAACCAUGGACAAUUUGUUCUGCAACAGCCAACUGCAAAUUUAUCUAAUGAAAAUGUUGAAAGUUAUCAUCGUUCUCUGAUUGAUCAGAGUAGCAAUUCAUAUCCUGUUCAGCCUGGUCAGAAGUCUCAAUCUCUGUCAUCCUCUACAGAAACAAAUGCGGUAGGCACCAUUGCCUAUAAUGUAAAUGGACUAAAAUCUACAAUGCAGCUUUCUGAUGAAUCAGUAAAGUCAUUUGUUGAAGUUGAAGGCAAUCUUUCUAACAAUGUACCAACAGCUACAAUAGGUCAGUUUGCUGAACCCUUACCUCAAACAAAUAGAACUUUGCAACAAGAAAAUAAUGUAAGUAAUGAGAGUUUAUCUAAGGAUAAACUUAAAAUUACUAGAGAGAGUUUAUCACUGAAUGUUCGAACAUUGUAUGAAAUGAGAAAUGCAUUAUUAAAACUUAAAGACAAUUUUAGAUUAAAACAAAAAAUAUAUCAAUCUCCUGUACAGAGUGGAAAGACCUCUAAUACUCUGGUAAACAAUCAAAAUCAUAAUUUAUUUCCUCCUCCUAAUACCAAUCAAUCAGUGGUAUGUAAUGUCCAGCAGGUUCCUUCAGAUAAAGUCACUGCAAAUCAGUUUUCAUCUAAUUCACAUAAUUCUUCCUUUGUACCACAGAAAACAAAGAAUCAUUUAUUGCCAAUUCUGUGGAAUAUGCUGAAAGGUACUGGUGAUGAAAAUAUGUUACUUAAUGCUGAUGUUGAAGGUGGAGAUAAAUACCAAAAUAAGCAUUUCACUAUUCAAGAGAAUUCAUGUUCUGAUUCUAAUGGUGAUGCAUCUGGAAAUCCUGUUAACACUGACAGAACUAUUAGAUUAAGCUAUAAAACCUCUCCCAUUGAUUCUACUCAAGGGACAAACAUAAAAAACUAUAAAGGCUUUGAACAGAUUGCUAACUCUGCUCAUAAUCAAUUGGAGAAAAUAUCAGCUGCAGCUAAGGAUGACAUAUUUAAUCCUAUUAAACAGAAUAAAGGUUCAGGAGAUGGUGUUGGUCAAUAUUUAAAUGAUAAUAUUCAAAGUUUGGUUCAGAAUUCAGGUGUUCCUCAGGGAUUAUCCUCAAUGAAACAUUCCGUAAAAGAGGACAGUGAAAAUCUGCAUUGUUCUACAUCUGCAUGUCCGAUUCAGCAUAGUGAAAACACUUGUCUUCAGAAAUCUGGGAAUAGUGAAAAAAUUGCUGAUGUGUCUAGUUCAUCCCCCAUUUCCAAAAGAGUUGAAGCUGUAACUCAAACUCCUCAUGGAGUAGAAAGAAGUUGUUCUUUGGAGGAGCUAACAACAAGUCUGGCUCUAUGGGGAAAAUCCCUUCCAGCAUUCUUACAUGAACAACGAAAUAGAAAUACUGAAUCUUCCAGUGAUGGGCUAGAUGGCAAAGGUACAGCACAAAUUUUUGAAAACCUCCCCAAUACAUUGAUUCAAAAUUAUGACACUAAAAUUACAGUUGAAAGAACUCAGACUUACACUUCUUCAUCUUUUGGAAAAAACCUUGAUGGAGUAAAUUCCAAUUUGCCAAAAAGCUCUGAACUUCAAGUAGCUAUUGUUACUCCACUGAUACUAUCAAAAAAGAAUGAAGUGAAGAAAAAUAAUCAGUCUCUGUUUGAAAUCAUCUAUCCAGCUAUUGAAGAAGGCAGUGUCCGUACCAUAGAAGAAUUUACCUCUGCAAAAUCAGAUACUAAUAAAGGAGAAAAAAGAACUAUUUACUCACCUACAGAUUCCUAUAAAUACUGUGAAGAAUUAAAUGUGCACCAGGAAACAAGCAAAUCCACAGAAAAAAAUAAAACAGUGAAAGCAGAAGUUGGAACAAAUUAUUCUUUUGACCUAAAGCAAGAGAUAACUAAUACCUCUCCUCUUGAAUUAAAGCAACAUAAACUCAAUUCAGGAGACCAACAUCUAUGUGAAUUGAUCACUAAACAUUUAACUACAUCUCCUCAAAAAUGUGUAACAUCUGAAAAACAUGGUCCAAAUUUGGAUGAAUCCAAUAAUACUGAAGUUGUGCUGAAUGAUAGUAUGUUGCAAAUAUCCAGUGUUUGUACUCUUGUACAAGGUGAUGCAUUUUAUAAUUCACAGAUAGCAAACAUCUUUAGUACAAGCCCUUCGAAAUCUGGUACAAAGCAUGAAACUUCAGAAGAACACAAGCUUUCUCUGCAUCACAAUGAGGAAGAAUCUGGCCUUUUGACAAAUGACACUGAAGUUGGGAUGAGUAUUUCAGAGGAAGGCAUUGUAUUGCCACCAUCAGGAAGUUUAUCCAAAGAUUUUGCAAGAAAACCUGAAGACUUGCAAACAUUUGAAAGCCCUCAACAUGACAAAACUUUAAUGGAAACAAAUGCAAACAACUCUGGGGAACAAAAGAACAAUGACUUUUUAGAAGUUGUUCCACUUUCAGGGAAAAAUACUGAGCAAGAUAUAUCUUAUGAUUGCAAUACAGAUUUGUCCAUUAAUGAGGUGUUUGGAAAUCAGGAGGGUCUGUGCAACACAGACAACAUGCCCAGCGAUAGAAAAGCAGAUGCCUCAGAGCAUGUCCUGGAUGAAGGCAAGCCAGCCCAUUUGGGAAGCACUGAACCCCCUGUAAUGUUAUUGAACGAUCAGCUAACUGAGCUGUCAAAAGAAUUUCCCUAUGGAAUUGGUUAUUUGAAUAUGGUAAAGGGAACAGAAAGCAAAGAGUCUCUAACUAUUCUGGCAGAGAGAGAAGAGAAAGAAAAUACUAGGAGUCAUGAGAAAAACCUUGAUCCCAGGGAUGCAGUAGAGCAAAUUAAAAUAGUAAUCCUAAAUUCUCAACAGAUGAAUGAAGUGUUUCCCGAAUGCAGUCAACAAUCCUCUAACAAGCUUGAUAACCAUGGAGAUGACCAUAUGAGAAUGGAUUCAAAAGGUAACUUGAGGAAAGAUAAGCGUUGCUACAGGAAAUCUAACCAGGACUUAAAUGUUGACAGCAAAAUUACCCGGUCUGAAAGAUUUGGAAAAACAGAGCGAACGUACUGCUGCUUGCCAGGGUGGAUAGCUUCAGGAUAUAAUGUGGAGCCUUGUUCAUGCAUGCUAGCUAAAGAAGCUAGUUUGAAGGGAAAAGCUGGCCUGUAUUCACAGUCUAAAGAUAGAUCAAAAUCCAGAGAAAAUGAAUCUGACUGUAGCCUAAAAAAUGAAGUACAGAAUUCCAUAUUAGAUGCAGGUAGUCAUACUGUUCUUUUGGGGGACCAGAGUACCAAGGCUUUAAAUAAAACUUUAGGAUAUAGAGAAACUGAACCUCAGGUAAAGGAAGAUAAACUACCAAAAGCAGAACAAGCAGUUACUCUGCGUUCUUUAUUGGAAAAAUCAGAUUCACAGGAAUCUAACAAACAGGUCAUAGAACUGCCUCGCUCUGCACAUUCCCAGUCUCUGCAAAAAGAAAGAGUUGAAACUAAUAAAAUACACAGCCAGAUACAUGGAAGAAGGAGUAUCUCAAAAAGUGAAGCACAGUAUCAUUUAAAUACAAACUUCAAAAAGAUAAUGAUCAAAAAGUUUGCCAAAAUGAAAUCUGAGAAGUAUUUUGACAAAACUCUGAAAUCAAAAACAGAUAUUGAUCAUCAUAGAAGAAUAGAAACCAAGCAUAGUACCAAUUUUGAAAGAUACAAAAUUAAAAGGGACACCAGUGAAACACGCAUGAUUAAAGGACCAAUUUCAAGCAUGAGUCUAAAGAGACAAAUGGUGAAGGAAAAAAAGCGUAAAGCAUUGGGAAUCCAGCAUAAUGAUGUCACACAUUCCUUGACUUUAAGCAGUGUUAGUUUUGUUUCUGAAAAACAUGAUAAUUCCGAGCAUAACUCUACCUUGGGUUCGCGUGAGCAUUUAAUUAAAAAGAAAAUUCAAAAAAAAGAUUUGGAGAAACGUUAUGGAUACAAAAAAGUACAAUAUAAUGAAUCUGUUCGUCCUAAGCAUAUUGAACACAAUGUCGAACAGCCUGUUAAAAGAAUAAAUCUAGAGAAAUAUGCAUACACAAAAGAUAAGAAAAAUUCAUGGAAACACCGAAGCUCACAUUUCGAUAAUAGAAUUCCUGCAUCCCAGAACGAAAGGGGCCAUCCUUCCAAUAUACUUAAAAUCCACUCUCCAGACAAAGAAGGCAUAUUGGAUGGUAGUAGCAGAGACAAGUGGUCUGAGAGAUCCUUUUCUGAUAAAAAGUGUUUUAAAAGAAAAAAUAAACUCUCUAUUUUUCUUCAAAAGGAAAAGAAAAACUAUUUGAACAGAGUUGCAUUUAAACGGACUGCCCAAAAGACCAUUCAUUUGACAAGCCUAGAUUCCUGGCAUUCCAAACCAGUUUGGCAUGUGAAACCAAGUCAUCGAACUGGGGAGUCGGAACCCCACCAAAAAAGCAGCUCUUCGUCCCAGAAGUCUGACGCAGAGAGGCCACAAAUGCUUGAAUUCAAAAUGUGUCCAGAAAUAUUAUUUAGGAAGUCCGUGUCUGAAGAACAAAGUUUAGAAGCAACUAAGCUUCCUGAAAAAAACCGAAUGUCUGUUACAGCAGUCAAAAGUAAAAGAGAAGACUGGUUGAAUUACUGUCCUGUGAAAAGAAGAAAAACGGAAGAAAAUGAAAUUGAAGUUGAUGAUGACAUUCCACUUGAUACUGCAAUAAAACUAUUGGAAGGAAAUGAAGCAUUCCAUGGAUCCAUGAAAGAUUCCAAAGCCACUUUUGAAACCUACCGGAAAAUGCAUCUACAAAAAAGAAGCCAAAGCCUGGAUAGCAGUCCUUUAAGCUAGGAGUCCAUGGACUUGAGCUUUGUUUUGUGAACAACAUGCUUUGGAUUGUGGCUGCGCUUAUAUUAAGAUCCUGAUGAUUCGGGCAUGUAAUGUGACUUCCAUAGAUGUGACCUUUCAUAACUUAUUUCAUGCGUAUCUUAAGUAUGUAAUAAUGACUUACUUAUCUUAAGUAAGUACUUAUGUAAAUGUAUGAACUGUUGAAUCCUGGAACGUGUUAUAGUUUCAACUGUCAGAAGUUUCAUUGGGUUCUGUUAAGUUCAACAUCUGGCCUAAGUUUCAGAAUGAUAGCAAGGCAGUGUCAGUUCAAAAAGAGGCCAAAUGUUUUUUAACUAGACAUUUUAAAGGAAUUAGGCUGUAUUUUGUUAAGCGUUGGGAAAAUAGCUAAAACAAGGAACAAGAGCUUGUAAUAAGCCUUAGUAGGUUUACAGGGAACUUGAGAGACUAUCAGCUGCUAUCAGUUUUGUUGGGACAUUAGGAUCAUACCAGGGAAUCAACUUUUGCUUUAUCUGUAAUUCCAUUUCUAUAAUGGGUUUUUGGGGUAGAAGGGGGUUCUGGGUAAAAGAAGCAAAAGGGCUAGUGUUAAAAUGGUUACUAUGAUUGAAAUGGAAAUAUAUUUAAAAUUUGAAUUUGAAUUCUGAACCAUUUUAAUGAGCAUUUCAUUUGGACUCUUCCAAUUAUUUUUACAAGACAAAUCCCUCAGUAAGCUAUAUUAGCUAAAUGUAACAAAAUUUGUGCCUAGAAACUACUGUGAUAUUGAAUGUUCAUUUUAAGUGCCUUUUAUUGUUUGGCACUUUUGUUACCUUGUUUAUUUUGGCAGUAAUAUGUAUUUUGAUUAAAUGUUUACUUACCUUUAAAUGGUGGUAUCUGUUUACAGAAUUAAAAACACAUUUAUUUUGACCAUAAGUGGUUUUUGUGUAUUUCUAAAAAUUGCUCAAAUUUUAAAUUGGAUGGCUAAGGUUAUAAAUGACAUCCUAUGCAAGAUCAUCUCCAAAAUCUAUUUUUGUUACUUCUGCUCCUAUACAGCAUUGCUUUUUUGACUGAAAGUUCACAAUACUUUUAAGUAGAAUAAACAACAUAGUUAAAUGAUGUAUGUGCAUAUAUAAUAUGCAAUUCAGGAUAAAAACAUGAAUAAGAUAAACAUGCAGAACACAAGUACAAAAUAUAAAUGCAAAUUGUAGGAUUACCAGUGCUGUUCAAUAAAUAAUAUACUUUACCUGCAGCUUUUCAUGCUCUGGGCUGCCUCCUACUUUGGGGUAGUGCCUUGGUAGUUCUCAUUACCACCACCCACCUUCCAAGCGGUCCCUCACCUGGCAUCUACUACAUAACUCACAGUAUAUGAGUGAGUGAGAGAGUUCUUACAAUCUCUGCUGCUUUUCUGGCAAUUAAAAGAUAAAAAUGCAAAAAUUGAAAUAAUUUCAAUAGCAUAGAGGUAUGUGAUUAGAUGAUUCAGCCCUGUAUUUCCUCUAUGGGAGAUAACACCAGAGUUAAAGAAAGUCCGCCUGUGUUUAUCAAGAAUAGAAGAUAACACAGAAUAGAAGCCCUUUUAAACUUUGUGGGAUCAUUCUGUGUUGAAAAAAGAUAAACCACAGAGCUGCCCAAAUCAUGAUAAUUCUACUGAUAAGUAAAAAGGUCUACCAAGAAAUAAGGACCAUUAAAACUAGUGCAGUCUAUAACAUAGGCAUUAAAUUUAAUGGAACUCUUGAUUUGAUAUUUACUUAUUUCUACAGAAUUGGAAUCCUCUUAUACAAGUCCUCUUGAGGUUUCUUUUAAUAGGACUUUCCUUCUUGAUGGGAUUCCAAACUUUAAUGAGAGAUUGUAGGGAGAUGGCAAAUUCUUCUGUAAAUAUGGUCAGACCAUCAAAGGUGGAUGUGAAUGUCAUCAUUGUGGCUAAUUUGGCUGAAUAGUGGGUAUCAUUUGUUGUAAGCCAAGAGGAAAAGCACACUACAGCCCAUAAAAUUUCCACUCUAUUUCAUUGCAGUGUGCCUUUCCCAACAUGUUGUGUGAAUGUAAUUAAAGGCUCCUUUGAAAUCUUGACUUUUUUGCUGUCGUAAGAAAAAGUAUUUUGCUCUUUUCUUUCUUUGCUGUGGCAGCAAGCCUUAAUGCCACAUCUUUCUAUUUUUAUUUUUCUGCUUUCUCAGUUUAUACCUGAACCCUGCCUGUGCUCCAGUAAAAUGAAUCAUUUCUCAAAAUCCUGUUUUCCCCAGUCUUCUUUGAAUCUGUCUGUUUUUUUGUCAUUGAAUUAAAUGUAUUAAAUUCCCCACAGAUUGUUAACUGCUUAAGAUCUCUAUGUUAGUCUGCAAACUGUAACUAUUGAAUGCCAAGUAAUUAGCCUCAAAUAUUUGUUUAUAACUAAAUCAUUGCAUAUUAAUUAUAAUUUCAUUUUUGGACUUAUACGAAGUCCAAAACACAUUAGCUUGUUUCCUAAAAUAGUGUUUAGUUCUGAGACUGUGAGCGGCCCGGGUUUCUUUUCAUUGUAGAUAAUGUCUUCAUAUCUGUUUAUCUUGCAAAGGAUGAGGUCAUGCAAACGGCUGCUGCUUCUGUUUUUCUUGUAGAAUUGUCCUGAUUCCUUUGUAUCUAUCGUUCAUUUUUAGUAAAUAAACCAUUAUUAAGCAUGACUAUUUGAUAUCCAGAUUAAUAAGCGUAAGAAUGGAUUUUCACACUAAUAAUGUGGUUAAUAACCUGUUAGGGUUUUUCUUAAUAUAGUACAGAACACAGACACACAGACUGUACUUUGUUUUUCU